GCGCUUCUUUGGGUUCCUGGUUUAUGCUGAUGUGUGAUCCCAGGCUCCUAGUGUCGGAUAGAGACCUAUAGCGCGGCCUUACCAUGCCCUACUACCACGCCUGGGAAGAGUACGUACGGGCGGCCGAGAAGCUGUAUCAGGCCGAUCCCAUGAAGGUCCGUGUAGUGCUCAAAUACAGACACUGUGAUGGAAACCUUUGUAUUAAAGUUACAGAUGAUGCUGUGUGUUUACUGUAUAAGACAGAUCAAGCUCAGGAUGUAAAGAAGAUUGAGAAAUUCCACAGUCAGCUGAUGCGACUAAUGGUUGCAAGGGAAUCCCGCAGUGCUGCCAUGGAAACAGACUGAAACUAAAGCAGAACUUGCCCAAUGGUCAGCAAACAGCAUGAGGAAUAAAAGAAGACAUUGGGAAAGCAAUCGGACAAUAAGAUGCUCCUAGUUUAACACCGGACACUAGAAAUGUCAGGAGCAGCUUCUUGUGUUUUAUUUAUACACAACAUCAUUACUAGAAAUAAAACGUAUGCUUUCAGUUGAAAGCCUAUUUAUUUUUGGAGUUGCAAUGAAAUCUCGGGACAGAUUUCAUUCUUCCCAAAUAAGUAGUGGAAGGCAACAUAUAUAUAAUUUUUUUUUUUUAUUAUUUUUUUUUUUUACCUUAUACAAAACUAUUUACCAGGAUUCCUUUCAUAAACAUUAUUUCUGGAAAAUCCCUUCAAAAGUGGGCACAAAACUUUACACACAUGCUAAAUAGGUUUGUUUUGUUUUUUUCUCCCAACUGUUUUUUGAGUAACUUUUAAUGUUUAUGGUUUAAAAAUGUGUUCUAUAUUUUGAAGACUCUAAGACAAUGUUUUUAUAGUAUAUGCAGAGCAAGAAGAAGGGAUCUUGUGUAGACAAUAAAGCCAAAUGUGUGUGUCUGCUCACAUAAAUAUUAUUAUACCCUGACUGCCUAUCAGGAGGAAAUAUGCAGUUUAUUUUCUUUUUGGAAACAGGGUUAAUAUUUUAAUAAAAUUUAAAACAAAAUGAA
Bombina bombina (fire-bellied toad) is the source of this 1017-nucleotide messenger RNA. It is a transcript of the gene SRP9, whose product is annotated as signal recognition particle 9. The transcript is spliced from 3 exons. Gene Ontology annotation, biological process: SRP-dependent cotranslational protein targeting to membrane; negative regulation of translational elongation. Lineage: Eukaryota; Metazoa; Chordata; Amphibia; Anura; Bombinatoridae. Bases 84 to 344 code for a protein of 86 amino acids. Gene Ontology annotation, molecular function: 7S RNA binding. Gene Ontology annotation, cellular component: signal recognition particle, endoplasmic reticulum targeting. The record is from RefSeq and is a predicted model, not a curated record.